UGCACAACAGAGUCACCCUUUUAUCCCUGUCCAGUCCUGUGGUUAUUUCAGGAAGGAACGUGACUCUUAAGUGUGUGUCAGAACAGGCAUAUAACAUGUUAAUUCUAAUGAAGGAAGAUGAGAAGUUCUCCAGGCCUUUGCCCUCACCGAAUAUACACCCUGAGCAAUUUGGAGCCCUGUUCACUGUGGGUCCUGUGACCCCCAACCAGAGGUGGAGGUUCACAUGCUAUGGGUAUGAUUUGAGCAUCCCUCAGGCAUGGUCAGUUCCCAGUAACCACCUAGAACUCCUGGUCUCAGGGAACCUUCAAAAACCAACCUUGUGGGCUGCACCAAGCUCUGUGAUUGCCUCUGGGAGUGAUGUGACCAUUUGGUGUGAGGGGACCAAGGAAUCCAGAAUAUAUUUCCUGUAUAAAGAAGGAAGCUCAGCACCCUGGGACAGUCAAACUCCCAAAGGUCCUGGUAACAAGGCCAUGUUCUUCAUAGCAUCCAUGGAAAAGCAGCAUGCAGGGCAAUAUCGCUGUUACUCUUACAAAUCUACCGGGGGGACAGAGCGCAGUGACCCCCUGGAGCUGGUGAUGACAGGUGAGAGGACACUAUGGGUCACAGUCCUCACCUUUUCCUGUGGGGGCUGUUGAAAGCUUUGCUGCUUGCAGGGAAAUGACGCACAUGAAGUAACA
Peromyscus maniculatus bairdii (prairie deer mouse) is the source of this 677-nucleotide messenger RNA. The record is from RefSeq and is a predicted model, not a curated record. NCBI's taxonomy places the organism in Eukaryota, Metazoa, Chordata, Mammalia, Rodentia, Cricetidae.